AUGGCGCCUAGGUCGUCCCCGUGGCCGGUCUUGGCAGCCGAUACGGAAAACUCUGCAGCUUCGAGCCACACUAUCAAUUUGACGCAGCGCGCAGUCAACCAGCAACACGAUGCGAAAGCGAUUAUCGAACACGUCCGAGAGGGUCGAGGAAGCCUCCCCAAGCCGGUGAUGCAGUUUGUGGAGGCGGCCUUGAAGACCGCAGAAAUGCUCACCACGGUCAACCUGGAUAGCGACCUGAGGCGUGAGCUGAAGGAGUUGAGCGACCGCUCCCAGAGGGAGUUCGCCCAGCUACGACACGACGUCACAACGGUCAGGAUCCAAACCGACCCCAAGAACACGCUCAGCACCAAACGCGCCAAACUACCAGGCACAUCUGUGGAAGCAUUUCUGAACAGCGUGAUUAAUCUAGCUAAGAAAGCCCGAGAGCAACCAUCCGGACAGGAGAUCCUGGGAAAGCUAAACAGUUUGCAGCCGAUCGUAGAAGACAUUAUCCUCAUCAAGAACGCAGUCAACAAUGCACUCGCAUCACCGGCUCCUGUCGCACCCAACGCAGCCACUCGAAUUGCCUCCUGGGCUGACGUAGUCCGGUCGGGCGCGCCUUCAUACCCGUCGACACCGAACAGCAGAGCCUCCACAAACCGCAAGUGUCAGGGAUAG
This is a messenger RNA of Aspergillus niger, 657 nucleotides long. RefSeq lists its product as hypothetical. The record is from RefSeq and is a predicted model, not a curated record. The coding region runs from base 1 to 657 and encodes 218 amino acids. The transcript is spliced from 2 exons. Lineage: Eukaryota; Fungi; Ascomycota; Eurotiomycetes; Eurotiales; Aspergillaceae.